Porites lobata is the source of this 1251-nucleotide messenger RNA. The record is from the annotation of a GenBank genome assembly. NCBI's taxonomy places the organism in Eukaryota, Metazoa, Cnidaria, Anthozoa, Scleractinia, Poritidae.
AUGGCUGCCACUCUUUUACCAUUUCCUUUUAGGAGGAGAGUGACUCCCUUUUCAGGGGAAAACUCCGCAGAAACAUUGAACCGUUUUAGAAGAAAACGGAGAAGGAAAAUUUUUAAGUGGUCAAUUCUUUUAAUGGCCAUCAUAAUGAGCCAAUGCACUAUCGAGAGAACCAUAUGGCAGCUUCCUAGAACAGGUGCUUGGUUUCAGCUUGCAUUGAACGAGUUUUCAGACCAAGAAUGGUACGAAAACUUUCGCUUGUCCAGGGCGACAUUUCGAUUUCUUGUUGAAGAACUUAAACCAGAACUGACAUUGCAAGAUGAAAAGAUGAGGAAGGCUGUUGAAGUAGAAAAGAAAGUGGCUCUGUUCUUGUACUUCAUUGCUUCAACCGCAAGGUAUAGAACGCUUUCUAACCUGUUUGGUUUAUCCAGGGGUUUUGUUUGCAUUUGCAUCCGCAAGGUAGCCGCUGCAGUGUUGAGAAAACUUAAGCCAAAGUAUGUGUCAAUUGCUAAAGGAGAUGAACUUACUCGCGUGAUAGCUAAUUAUAAGGAGAAAUGGGGGUUUCCCAUGUGUGCUGGAGCAAUCGAUGGCACACAUAUACCAAUUUCAACACCACAGCAAAAUCAUGCAAGUUACAUCAACAGAAAAUCUUACCACAGCAUUGUGAUGCAAGCUAUUGUUGACAGCAGUUACCUAUUCCGUAAUAUUGUUGUAGGGUGGCCAGGAAGUGUACAUGAUGCAAGGGUCUUUUCGAACUCACAGCUGUACGCUCUGGGGUGUAGUGGGAGGUUAUUUCCACCAGAUGUGAAAGAGGAAAUUUUGGGGCAGGAAAUUCAUCCCGUUAUCUUGGGAGAUCCAGCCUACCCCAUGUUAAAUUGGCUACUUAAAGGUUACCCAGAGAAUGUUAAUACCCCCAGGAUUCAGAGGCGUUUUAAUUAUCGUCUCAGUAGAGCCAGGAUGACAGUUGAGAAUACCUUCGGACGCUGGAAAGGAAGGUUUCCAAGAUUCUCUAAGCGCCUGGAUAUGGAGGUUGAUGGAGCAGUCGAGGUAGUAGCAGCUGCUUGUGUGAUUCAUAACAUCUGUGAGAUGAGAAAGGAACCAUAUUUUGUAGAGUGGUUACAAGAAGGUUUUGAACAGCCCGAGGAGGAAGUAAUCCAGGAUGGACCAAUUGACGAACUGCUUGGAUCUGAUGUAAGAGACACUCUUGCUGCUUUUUUUAUGUCACCCGAAGGCCAAAACUUGGAAUUGGAGUAG